UGGUAGGUUGCAGAGUGUGGUUCAUGAAGCGCCGCCGGAAGAUAUCGAUGGUGGAGUACGCAUCCAUUCAGGGAAAGGUCUGACAGAGACCGAUACUGGGGCUUACAUGGAGAGCUGAGACUGAAUAUGAGAUUAACGUCCUUAAUGAUGUACAUAUCGUCGGUUGUGGUAUUGAUUUUGUAUGUAUAUAUUGGAUUUUCUGUCGCUGCACCUCGCAUCAGCCUCUACGAUGCGUCGCCUAUCUCCAGGAAGCCAGACUCAGCCUCCGACACAUGGGAGACCCUCCAUACCGACAUGCCUCGUCGUUUACCGGACGGCAGGUUCGCUUUGACACCGUCGUCUGCCAUUGUUCCAGCUAGUCAUAUCCCCCAAACCUCCGCACAAUCUCCCGCAACGAAGCCGAUCGCCACCCAUUCCGACUCUGGGAUCAUUUCAACCUCCCGAGAAAUGUCCAGGUUAAGGAGCCCCCAGAAAAGAGCCACUGAUCCAUCACGCUUUGCGCCGGAGAAAAUUCUCCAGACGAUGAUGUCUAUGGUUUCACCUCGUACGGCCAACGAUGCGGAUAGCAUCGACACAUCUGUGACAUCCGUUGAGAAUAGUCAAGACGGCUUCUGUAACUGCAGCACUGCAGGAGAGGGGAUUUUGUAUCCAGAUGAGUGUAACCAGAGCACUGGCCAGUGCUCAUGUCUGGACGGCUACAGUGGUCUACAGUGUGAAGACUGCGAGGAGGGCUACUUCACCAAUGGUACCAGUGGCUGCCUACCCUGUGCCUGUGACUCUUUUGGUGCAGUUAGCCACCUGUGUGACAGCUCAGGGAUAUGCGUGUGCAAGCCAGGAGUGUACGGACCCAAGUGUGACGAGUGCCACCCAGGUUUCUUCCACUUCAGCAGUACUGGCUGCCAGCCUUGCCAGUGUCAAAACCACACCAACUACUGCCAUCCACAGUCCGGUGUGUGUUUAAACUGUGAUGGCAACACCCAGGGCUCCAACUGUGAGGAGUGCAAGCCUGAUCAUUACCGCAGCCCUGGCACUACAUUGACUGAAGCCUGUGUCCCAUGCCCCUGCUCCAACACCUCCUCCACUGGCACCUGUUACACCAAUCCCAGCGGCUCCCCAGUGUGUGAACAGUGCCUUCACCAGCACACCGGCCCGCUGUGCGACCAGUGCAGCGCAGGCUUCUACAAAGCAUCUGGGGCGUGCGUGCCAUGUGACUGCAGUGGGAAUGCAGACCCUGAGCGUGGAACCCAGCUCUGUCACCCUGACACCGGCCACUGCCUCAGCUGCAUGAACAACACCACGGGGGCCCGGUGCCACCUUUGUGCUCCAGGAUUCACGGGAGACGCCCGAGCUCACAACUGCAGCCGUCUAACACCUCAGCUCAUUCCCCCACCAGCAGUGCGAACCACAACAGAGGUCCCCAACUCAAGUACUUCCUCCUUCAGCAGUCCGACUACCACCAGAGCGAGAGGCGUAUCCGCCUCCACUUCCAGCAGCAACCGGAGCACGGCCGCCACGCCUCAGGCCAUGCUGACCAGCCUGAGCAGCCCCACGGACAACACCACGGCAUCCCUGACCGAAGUCUCCUGGACGCAGUUCAACAUCAUCAUCCUGGCCGUCAUCAUCCUUGUGGUGGUGGUGCUGCUGGGCUUCGUCGGAGGAGUGUACACUUACAGAGAAUACCAGAACCGCAAGCUCAACGCGCCCUUCUGGACCAUAGAACUGAAAGAGGACAACAUCAGCUUCAGCAGCUAUCACGACAGCAUCCCCAACGCCGACGUGUCAGGCCUCCUGGAGGACGAGGCCAACGAGGUGGCGCCCAACGGUCAGCUAGCGCUCAGCACACAGGGAAACUGCUACAAGGCUUAGCACCCCAGGACCGGACUCCUUAGAUUCACACAUCACACAUCGCUGCUGGAAAUCCAAAGCUCACUGGUGUUUGACUGACUGCUUGUCUGCGGCACUUCACAACUCCACUCACACUGACGGCAAGUUUUCCCUUUGUGGAUGAGAAGUGUCCAAAGAAAAAGUGUUUUUAUGUCUUGUUUCUCCAAAGGAUGUGCCGUUUUGCUAACACCAAUCAGAGGACUUCAAGGAGCAUUUUCAAAUAUUUGACUUUUGGCUGUUUGAGUUGAAACGCGAUCACUCAAACGGCCGUCUUAAACGGAGACAAUGAUUGUUAUUUAAUGACUUUUUACUCCCUUAUAUAUUAUUUAUUGGUUCCAUUGUUGGGAAGAAAUGCUGCACAUGUAUGACGUGUUUAUUCAUAGUGUUUUAUCUCACGUGCGCUUGACUUUCUUUUGAUGUAUAGUUUUAUGUGUGUUUUUUCCAGAGAGGGAACAAUGACGGCUGCUGGCUCAUGCAUCUGUUGUUUAUAGCUUCCUACUUUCUUUCUCAAAGCAUGCCAGUACACCUGACGUAUCCUGGAGGAGUGUUUCUUUCCAAGGCUUUUGAUAAACACACUAUCUAGCACCGCUGCAGGGCAGUGGCUUACAAAGCGCUCGCAUUAACCACCAGACUGCUUUCACGCCCAAUUUGCUCUCUAACUGCUGAUUGGUUACCGCCGACACUACUAAGAUGCUGUGAAAUGUUGAUGUUUUUUUUCCUGUGUUGCCACGGAUACCGUUUGUUGGGGUGUGCAAGUACGACGAACAACCUGGCUUCAAGUUCUCUGUUGCUGCGACGGAUUUCCGCAAAAUUUGAGAACGAAUAAACAAUUUCAACUACGUGUUAUUCAAAAUGCACCCCUUAUUGUCCUCUUGCCACAGCAAGUACAUGCUAGCCAAAUGCAAAGACGAGAACCCAGUACGAUCCCUCGCAUGUUUGCAAAUAAAAUGGAACGCAAUACAACUGCACCACACAGACUUCGUGGGCACUUAUGCACAGAUACACAUGCAAAACAAUACGAUUUGAUACUACUUGGUAACCCGCAAGGCAUGCUGGGAAACCCACACGCACACUUCCCCAACAGGAAGUUAUCCAGCAUGCUUUGUGGGCUCGAUAUGAUAAAAUAGUAUUGUUUUGAAUGUACAGUAACUCCUUGCCACUUUGUGUUUCUAAUUUUGCGGCAGUUUUUCAAAAAUAUAUUCAUUAAUAAAUCAUGCUGUUUCAUGUUUGACUACAGCCUAUUAUUAGUCCAAGAAUAUGCAUAUUUAAACAAAUUUUGCAUAUUUUUUGCCUUAAUGAAGCAUUUUGACGCAUAAAAAUGGCUAAAUGAAGUGAAAUACAAAUAUAAGGCAUUCAGAAGACGCAUUCAAAGACAUUGUGAUGUGUAGUAUUCUACACUGGUCACUAGGUGUCAGAGAUGUUACUGUAAUGUUGGGAUAGACACACAAGCACCGGACUUGAUCGCCGGAACAACAGGCUUUUAUUGCAGAUUUGAUCUCACAAGAGCCACAAUAAUCCCUAACACGGGCUACCGUUGCGGCCGUCACCCACAGCAAGAUAAAACUCAACUCUGAACCCCCAGCGUCACUUCCUGUUCGCCCUCCACUCAGCUCCCCUGGGGAACACAUUUACAACACACACGAGCACGAGUCUUAUUUAUGUCCUAUAGUGCUUAUUUCCUUUUAUUAUGUCUACUAUAUUGGGUAAAAGGAGUGUAAAGGUGACUAUAGGUGUGAAGUAGUUGAUAAUCUAUACUGAUCUAAUUACUUGACAAACAUAUAAAAGCUUAGAAGUAAAAUACAUCAACUCACCAAAGAUGUGAAUUUCUUUUCUGCAUAACUUAGCUUGUUGAACAGUUUUGCUGUGAUCAGCCAAUCAGCCACUGCUGAUGUCACUGUGGGCCAGCUAGCCGGCCCUGAAAGGCGAAUCCGUAGUCUAAAAAAAACAAAAACAUUGCUAAUAGUGGGUAAGUGAUAUGGGCCACACUCCUGAUUCUGAAGGUCUCAGGCAGAUUACAUUUAUACGGCAACACAUAGAAGCUGAAAUCUGACUGGAUAAAAACACGGAAGCAUACACCUUGCAUACAUACUUGAAGCACUGCAGCCAAGAGACACACUACUCAACGAAAAUGAUUGACUGUUUGAAUAAGUUAAUGCAAUUUCAUGGAACUGUCGUCUUUCGCAAUAUCGUGGUUCACUGAUCACCCCCUCACGUUUUUUCAGAAAUUAAUAAAUAAAUGAUGGCUACUUCAUCCUCGACUAUGGUCUAUGAUUAGUCAAAACAUUGAAAUAUAAGUGAUAUGUAGUAUUCUGGCCACUAGGUGGCAGUAAUGAGACAUUACCUUAACACUGCAUGAAGUCAGCCAUGGCAUGUCCGACACGAUAGCGUGGAAAAAAAAAAAGUUAUCCUCCCAUUCCGUGUGGAAGUGGUAAGGGCUUCUUAAGUUUAGAAGAAAUAAAUUCAAGGUUAAGUGGUUAGUUCGCUAGCUUGCUAGCUGGCGGCCAUCUCGAGUCCCUGCGAAAGAGUUGCACAAUGUGGUGUAAACAAUGAAUAACAGGAAUGUAAAGGUGACUAGAGGGAUGUUUUUUCAUGUCUACACGGCUGUAAUAAUGUUAAAAAUAUAUUUAGAAAGUCAAAAACAGACUUUCUAUGCUAUUACUACAAAAAUACUCCUUUUAUCAACAUUGAAUCCUACUUCAUUUAUCACGUCUGGAACCAAUUAACCACGAUAAACGAGGGACGACUGUACGAGAAUUGAAGUUUCAAAUGUAUGUCAGUGCUUCUGAUCGCGUUUAGGCCAGCGGAGAAGGCUUUGCUGGGCCUGACUGCACACCACUGCUGGAACCAAUUAACCGCGAUGAACGAGCGAUAGCUGUAUAUUUACACAAGUGAGUAGGAUUAGGUAUCGUUCAGAUACCAGAUAUCAGUGCCAAAUCAGUACUUUUGAAACGGUGCCCGAACCUGGACUCAAAAAAGGAAAACAAAAGUGUUGUGAGUUUGUUGCUUAGCAGUGGAAACCCUUUGGGGUAUUUCGAAUGCAAUGUGACCUGGGUGCACGGUGCGCACUAGUGGUUAGCAUGUGAGCUGUGCAAUCUGGAGGUCGGUGUUCCAAUUUGGCCUUGGAAAAGUUUUCAAUCAAAAGUGUUUUUUUGUUGUUUUAACCCCUAGAAAAAAUGAGUGAUGCUAAUUGUGAGACAUAACUCCUCAGGUAACGGCUCUUCCCUUGUGUGUAAACGUGUACAGAUGAAUGUGAAUAGUAGGCUUCUCAUGGUAGAGGUAGAAUAAUACUGUGUGCACUGUCACUCACCAGGGCACCAUCUGGCUUUUUAUACUUUUCCUCUUUCUUCUUGGCAGUCAACAUCACCAUAUAUGCAGAUGGGGGACUUGAAUGCACCGCCAACUUAAAACAAACAUUGAAACCAUGUGAAUAACACCCCAAAGUCAAAUCAAAUAAAAAAAAAAAUUGAACUGCCUCUGUGUUCCUGUCUUCUGCUUUAAAUAAAUAUUUGCGCUUUUUUGUUACGUUAGAUGUAAAUACAGUGGAUCCUGACACAUUUGCAUUGCAUUUUUUUUCUACAGAAAACACAUCUCAUUCACCAUAACACGGUAAUCGUGUAUAAAUACAAGGCAGAGUUCCAAGACGAAAACCACUGCUGAACAAAAAGAACAUUAAAGCUCGUCUCAAUUGUGCUAGAAAACCUCUUGAUGAUCCCCAAGACCUUUGGGAAAAUACUUUGUGGUCUGACGAGACAAAAGUUACCCUUUUUGGAAGGUGUGUGUCCCAUUACAUCUGGCAUAAAAGUAACGCCGCAUUCCAGAAAAAGAGCAUCAUACCAACAGUAAAAUAUGGUGGUGGUAGUGUGAUGGUCUGGGGCUGUUUCUGCUUCAGGACCUGGAAGACUUGCUGUGAUAAAUGGAACCAUGAAUUCUGCUGUCUACCAAAAAAUCCUGA
Dunckerocampus dactyliophorus (ringed pipefish) is the source of this 5836-nucleotide messenger RNA. Its product is annotated as multiple epidermal growth factor-like domains protein 9. Gene Ontology annotation, molecular function: extracellular matrix structural constituent. The record is from RefSeq and is a predicted model, not a curated record. NCBI's taxonomy places the organism in Eukaryota, Metazoa, Chordata, Actinopteri, Syngnathiformes, Syngnathidae. Bases 127 to 1866 code for a protein of 579 amino acids. Gene Ontology annotation, cellular component: basement membrane. The transcript has 6 exons. Gene Ontology annotation, biological process: axon guidance.